CCCACGGGCUCCAACCGUUCACACCGCUGCUGAGUGGCGGCCUUCCUCGCUCUCCUCCUCUUGCCGCCGUGUCUGUCUGACUCCCUCCCUUCCGCCGUAGCCGCUACACUCGUUCCGUGCCUGCUAGACUCACCCCCUCUCUGCCGCCGUGUCUGAUAAACCAUUCUCCCUGCCGCUGUAUCUUCCCUAUAUAAGGGUGCUCCCAUUUCUUGGUGUCCGUACGGCCGUAUCUGCCAUUAUCACUCCGUGUCACUGCCGUGUCUCCUCUAGAAGUGCUGCCAUCUACACUCCGUGUCGCUGAGUCUCCACGGGUGCUGAACAAGCAAUUUGCUGAUCCAACGCGCUCAUCCUUCACCAGAACCGUCUCCGGAGAGCGAGGAUGUGUGGGUCAGGAUGGCGCGGGCUUCUCCUGUUGGUGACCGUGUCCGCCGCCUUCACCAGCUCCGAGUUCGUCUACCCGUCCCCACACCCCAGGGAGACAGAGAGUUCGUACUGGAAUGACUUGGCCAGGAAGGAGCUAGAGGAGGCCAUCCACAAGCCUAAGCUCACCAACGUGGCCAAGAAUGUCAUCCUCUUCCUCGGUGAUGGUAUGGGGAUCACCGUCAACACAGCGGGAAGAAUCCUAAAGGGGCAGAAGAAGGGAGUGUCGGGUGAGGAAGGCUUCUUGGUAUGGGACAGGUUCCCCAAUGUUGGCCUUCUCAAGACAUACAACGUGGAUAAGCAGGUGCCAGACAGUGCCGCCACUGCCACAGCAUUCCUGGCAGGGGUCAAGGCUAACUAUUACACGUUAGGUGUUAAUGGUAAGGUCAAGCGCGGGAACUGUGAGGCCUCACUCAAGGCAGAAAAUAGAGUGGAUUCCAUUUUGAAGUGGGCACAGGAUGCUGAUAAAUCAACAGGUGUUGUGACGACAGCGCAAGUGACACAUGCAACACCUGCCGCACUCUACGCUAAAUCUGCUGACCGCAGAUGGCAGUGUGAGACAAAGAUCUUCACAGCAGGAGAAGAAUCUCACAAGUGCAAGGAUAUUGCUCUGCAACUUGUUGAAGAUGAACCAGCAACGAAAAUGAAGGUUAUCAUAGGUGGAGGUCGACAGGAAUUGGGGGCACCACUGGAAGACAAUGCAGAGAAGAAGUGUGUGCGAACUGAUGGCAGGAACCUGGUUGAUGAGUGGAAGAAAGUCAAGACUUCCCAGGGGGAGACCAACGCUUAUGUCACAACCACCAGAGAGCUACAAUCACUUGACACAGAGAAUACUGAAUAUAUUAUGGGAUUGUUUGGUGACCUGCAUGUACCAUACGAGGUUGACAGGAACACCAGCCUGGAUGGCACUCCAUCCCUGAAGGAGAUGGUACAGGUGGCACUCAGGCGACUCCUCAGGGAUGAUGAUGGCUUUUUCCUUCUGGUUGAAGGAGGGAGGAUUGACCAUGGCCUUCACUAUGGUCAACCACUACGAGCUCUAGAAGAGUUGCUAGCCAUGGAGGAAGCAUUAAAUGCAGCUAUGGAAAUGGUGAACCUGGAGGAAACGUUGAUUGUGGUCACAGCGGACCACUCUCAUGUCAUGACCAUUAAUGGUUAUCCAGAGAGGGGCAACAACAUCCUUGGUGUUGUGAUGAACGAGGAUGACGUGUCUGACCACAUGCCCUACACCACUCUUAUGUUUACCAAUGGGCAUGGCUUCAACUACACAUGGACGGGUGAAGAAGUAAUGCGGCGCAACUUAACAGGAGUGGACACUAAUGACAAGGAUUUUGAACCUCUGGCUGCGGUCCCAACUUAUGCUGGUUCCGAAACUCAUGGUGGUGAAGAUGUUGGAGUGUAUGCCAUAGGUCCAAUGGCUCACCUCUUCCACAGAGUUCAUGAACAAAACUACGUGGCUCAUGUGAUGGCUUAUGCAUCAUGUAUUGGACCUUAUGCAGAUGAUUGCAAGCGUCCAGUACAAAUACAUGAAAAUGUCUACAAUCAUGUCAAAAACCUUAAAAAAUGUAAAGCAAACACGGGAACAUCAACAAAUUUAAGUUUUGUGACACUGGUGUCCAUAACCAUUGUUCAUGUCAUCAGACAGUUUGGAUGUUGAAUGUAAGCUUAGUGUAAUCUGUACACCCUCUAUACAGUACUGUAUAGUAUUUAUUUUAGGAAGCAAGAAACUCGCAUGACACCCAUUCCAGGUUGAAGCUAGUUAUCUAUAUAAUUUUAUUUAUAAAGUUCCUGUUUGUCUUGUUACAUAUUAUAAUAAAUGUUUUAUUGCA
Molecule: messenger RNA, 2246 nt
Organism: Procambarus clarkii (red swamp crayfish)
Lineage: Eukaryota; Metazoa; Arthropoda; Malacostraca; Decapoda; Cambaridae
Product: alkaline phosphatase
Biological process (GO): dephosphorylation
Molecular function (GO): alkaline phosphatase activity
Source: RefSeq, a predicted model, not a curated record